AACAAUUAGAAUAAUCAAAUGGGAUAUUUGAGACGGGCAUUGGUUGCGUGCGCCGAAGAUGAGUCACAAAUAUCGAUGGUUUCUCAUGCUGCUUUCCUGUAACCUAGUCAGUUUUGGAGCACCGUUACCUACCAGGCAGGCUACGCCCGCCCAGGUGACGGAUGUGUUGGAUAUCUCCAUGACUGGCGAGGGAAAGAUGAUGUUCUUUGACGUAAUCAAUAACAGCAAAAAAAGUUCAGGAAAUACGCAUAUACAAAGGUCACCAUCAGCUCACUCAUCUCUUCUCGGUGCCACUCGCACCACUUCAUCAGAUCCACCAUUACCCAUAGAAGAUGAGCCAUCGUUAGAAGAAAUAAGGAGUUGGAGAAAACACAAUGGGCUAUUGAGUACCAUGUUGCGUAUAUUUGGACCUUGGGUGCAUACGUCAAUGAAGGAGCCUUUAUGGAAGAACGAUAUGGAUGAGGAUAAUCAGCGGAUAGGACCGAUUAGAAUGGGGCGGCCAAAAGAAGUGCUGGUGCUGGGGGAAGACCACUUUGGGCGUAGAAUAGUGAAGAGAGGAACCGAGGUCUUCAUAGAGGAGCCAGUGUUCAAUGGGCGACAAUGGGAAGGUGCAGAAGAGAUGGACGACGAAACGGACGAGCCAUAUCUCUUGGGGCUUGUAUAACCAGCUGUAUCAACGAAGUUGUAUUUACUCUGUGGUGAUGAAGGGCACCUGAUACAUAUGAGUCAUUAGAAAAUCUGGUUCCGGC
Molecule: messenger RNA, 749 nt
Organism: Cryptococcus deneoformans JEC21
Lineage: Eukaryota; Fungi; Basidiomycota; Tremellomycetes; Tremellales; Cryptococcaceae
Exons: 3
Coding region: 59-664 (201 amino acids)
Source: RefSeq, a predicted model, not a curated record